AAACCUUUCAUUGAGCAAGAUCAGAAGGCUAAGGAUCAACAGUAUAAGUGAGAGUUCUUAGGAAGUUGUGUCUGAAUUUACUCCAAUUCAGGACUAGACGUUGCGUGGUGUGGAAGAAAGAAGAAGCGAGUUUGGUUCAGAGCAUAAACAUUGGAUCACAAGAAGAGUGAAACGCGAUUCAGAAAAGAAAACAUGUACCAUCAUAACCAGCAUCUGGGAAAGAACAUCAAUCCUUCUUCAAGAAUGUCAAUCCCUUCAGACAGGCAUUUGUUUCUACAAGGUGGUAAUGGUCCUGGAGAUUCGGGACUCGUCCUGUCGACUGAUGCGAAGCCUAGACUAAAAUGGACACCUGAUCUUCACGAGAGAUUCGUCGAAGCAGUCACCCAGCUUGGCGGAGCAGAUAAGGCCACUCCCAAAACAGUCAUGAAGCUUAUGGGAAUUCCAGGCCUCACCCUAUACCACUUGAAGAGUCAUCUCCAGAAAUACAGGCUCAGUAAGAAUCUGCAUGGACAAGCAAACAGCGGAAACAACAAAAUCGGUACUGUCGCUGUUGGAGGAGACAGAGUACCAGAGACAAACGGAUCUCACGUCCACAAUUUAAACAUCGUACCGCAAACAAACAAAAACUUGCAUUUCAGUGAGGCGCUCCAGAUGCAAAUUGAAGUGCAGAGGAGACUCCAUGAACAGCUGGAGGUACAGAGACACUUGCAGCUCCGGAUAGAGGCUCAAGGAAAGUAUCUCCAGUCAGUGCUCGAGAAAGCUCAAGAGACUCUAGGGAGACAAAACUUGGGCUCAGCGAGCCUCGAAGCCGCCAAGCUUCAGCUUUCCGAGCUGGUGUCCAAAGUAUCUACGCAAAGCCUGAACUCCGCAUUCCCGGACUUGAAGGAACUUCAGGGCUUAUGUGCACAGCAAAUGCAGAUGAACCCGCCUACCGAUUGUUCCGUUGACAGCUGCCUCACCUCCUGCGAAGGAUCACAUAAAGACCAAGAGAUUCACAACAACGGCAUUGGGCUGAGACCAUAUAGCGGUGGUAGCAUGCUCUUGGACCCAAAAGAAAUCGCAGACGAGCCCAGAACAGAGAAAAUUGAAUUCAAGUGGGGUGGGGAUGUGAAAGAAGACAGGAUGUUUCUUUCAUAUGGAGUGAAGGAAAUGGAGAGGAGAUCUUUCCCUGGAGGACUAGGACAAAGCCACUUGUCCAUGAGCAUAGGCCUUGAAGGAGGACAGGGCUGUUCCGAGGUGAAAAACAAAGCCAAAGAAGGCGGAGGGAGCGUGGAUUUCCUUGAAAGACUGCACUCCAGAGCGGAUUCGGUGAAGCUGGAUAGCGAUCAGAGAUCCUGUGGGAAUCGAAUGCAUUACUUCGACGCGAAACUUGACCUGAAUGCCCACGAAGAAAAUGACGUCGCCUCGAGCUGCAAACAGUUCGAUUUGAAUGGAUUCAGCUGGAGCUGAGAAGGGUCUCUCGGGCUAAACCAGAUCGAUUCAACGGACAAACGCUUCCCAAGCUCACCUUCCCCUGCAGUGAAGGAUCGGUGGCUGGGAAGAUGGCCAGCCACUGGCCGUUCAGUCAGGAAAUAAUUUGCAUCACCCAAAUGUGUACACUAUUUAUAAGUAGAUAAGCAAUGAGGGGCUUCUAAAGCAUGCAAAACUAUAUUGUCGUAGAUAAUUUUUCAAGAAUGCCAAGUUAUAUACUUGGUGCACAA
Molecule: messenger RNA, 1700 nt
Organism: Syzygium oleosum
Lineage: Eukaryota; Viridiplantae; Streptophyta; Magnoliopsida; Myrtales; Myrtaceae
Product: myb-related protein 2-like
Exons: 7
Coding region: 193-1449 (418 amino acids)
Molecular function (GO): DNA binding; DNA-binding transcription factor activity
Source: RefSeq, a predicted model, not a curated record